GCAUGUGCCUUAAUAAUGAGGCUACAGCAGUACAGUUCUUUCCCGAAGGCUGCGGUGCACCGCUCCUCCCACAGACCGUCCAGACACCGGCGGGAAUCGGGAACCGUCCCAGAGCCCGUUGCCUGCCUCGGCGCCGGCAGCUCUGCGGAGAAGGCCCCGCACCUGUGUGAGGCGGGGCGGCCGCCGCCUCCCAGCCGCCGGGGCCAGGUGCCCGUCAGGGGCCGCUACCGCCCGCGGGCGCCGGGCCCGCCCUCACCUGCCCCGGGCACAUCCCGCCGGCGGGGAGGGGGACGUGGCGCUCUCACCUGCCCGCGGCCGCGGAUCCGCGGGGCGGAGCAGCCGCGCUCGGCGAGGAGACAUGGCGGAGGCCGCGGGCCGGAGCGGCGGGUGCCGGCACCCCGCAGAAGCAACAGCAACAUGCCUGGUUCAACUACUGCCCUUCGACAAGAGAGACUGAGGAAAAGUGCCAGGCCAAAUCCGCUGGGUUUAUUUACCAUCAAUGAAGAGGAUGAGCAGCAAAAGAACGGGAAUUCCAAAAGACUGAAAGCAGCUGAAGGUUCUAAAAUACAAGACAAGAAAGCCACUUCAGGACAAAGCAGCACUGGAACUAAACCAGAUCAUCCAACAAUACUAAAGGUUGAUGAUAGGCAACGGCUUGCUAGAGAACGGAGAGAAGAACGAGAAAAACAGCUAGCUGCAAGAGAAUCAGUCUGGUUAGAAAGAGAAGAGAGAGCCCGGCAACAUUACGAAAAACACCUAGAGGAACGCAGAAAGAAGCUAGAAGAGCAGAGAUUAAAGGAAGAGAGAAGGCGAGCUGCUGUAGAGGAAAAGCGAAGGCAGAGAAUAGAAGAAGAUAAGGAACGACAUGAAGCUGUUGUACGUCGCACAAUUGAAAGAAGCCAGAAGCCAAAACAAAAGCAAAACAGGUGGUCCUGGGGAGGAGCACUACAUAACCGCAUUAAUAACACAGGUUAUUUUUUUGAAUCAUCAUUCACCUUUCUCGAUUUAGCAGGCCUGGAGCACCACUUCAGAUCUCUGGGUGGUGCUAGAAAACCUGAUCCAGACAGGCGGUCUGUUUCAACAAUGAACCUUUCGAAACAUGUUGAUCCAGUCAUUAACAAGCGGCUCUCCUCCUCAUCUGCAACAUUACUAAAUUCUCCAGACAGAGCUCGCCGUCUGCAGCUCAGUCCAUGGGAGAGCAGCAUCGUUAGCAGGCUCCUGACGCCCACUCACUCAUUCCUGGCCCGAAGUAAAAGCACAGCUGCGUUGUCUGGAGAUGCAGUUAUCCCCAUUUGUCCCCGUUCAGCAUCUUGCAGCCCCAUCAGUCCUCUGUCCUACAAGACCAUGAACUGUAGGAAUCCAGGAGACCGAGCAAAACUUUAUGCGUCUACUGAUGCUGUUGGACGUAGGAAAACAACGCAUCUUGCUGGGACGGACAAAAAAGAAAAGGAAAGAGACCAUUUGUCAUCCAGCUUCUCAGCCAGCUUUAAAGGAGGUCAUUUUUCUUCCAACCCCAAAGCUAGAUCACCAGCUCCCUCUCCAGUUUGGCAUGCAUCAAAGUCUUUGCCUUUUUUGCCUGGCACACCCAAGCAGAUAACUUCCCCACCUGGUUCCUCCAAAGUUUCCUCUGCUCAGGCACGUCCUCCUUCUCCUGGCAACAUACGGCCAGUCAAAAAAGAGAUCAAACCAGAGACUGAGAAGAAAAGACCAGAAAAGGAGCCCGAAAAGGCCAGUGAGGAGGGGGCAGAAGAGAGUAAAGGAACUUCAGCAGGUGCUGGAGAAUCUGCAGCUCGGGAGGAGCUCACUGUCCAGGCAGAGCUUGCUCAAGCAGCCAGCCUGUCCCUGCCUCCUGCUCUGCCAGUUCUUUCUCCACCCCCAGCACCCACAAAGACCUCCGCAGGUACAACUGAUGCUGAAGAAGCAACAAGGCUGCUGACUGAGAAGAGGCGCCUUGCCCGUGAGCAGCGGGAACGGGAGGAGCAAGAAAGGAGGGAGAGGGAAGAGUUUGAAAGGCAAAAGAAGGAGGAGCUGUCACAGAGGAUAGCUGAAGAAAGAGCUCGCAGAGAAGAGGAAGAAGCUCGCAGACAGGAAGCAGAAAAAACCCGAAAGGAUGCAGAGGAGCGGGAAAAGGAAGAACGGCUGCGCCGACAGGCAGAAGAGAGGGAACAGAAGGAGAAAGAAGAGAUGGAGCGUAUUCAGAAACAAAAAGAAGAGGAAGUUCGCCUACGGGAAGAGGCAGAGCGGAUUCGAUUAGAACGUGAAAAGCAUUUCCAAAGAGAAGAGCAAGAACGCUUGGAAAGGAAGAAGAGGCUGGAAGAGAUCAUGAAGAGAACUAGGCGUGUAGAAGCUGUAGAUAAGAAACCAAAUGACCAGCAAAAUGGACAUAUAUCGAAGGCAAAUAUUACUGGAGAAGCAGCCAUAAACAGUCCUGCAUCUCCUUUGGAACCUGCAGGAGGACCUCAGCUUCAACAUGCCACACAGUCUCCGCACAACAGCAAAUCUGUCACCUGCACACCUGUGAUUGUUUCACAUCAACCUCCUGUAAACAUGGACAGCAAUCUCAAUCCAGAGAAAAAUGCCAAUGGAAAUGGAAUGUCUAUGCAGAAUGAUAACUUUGAAGAGAUCAUAAACCUGCCUAUUGGUUCUAAACCAUCCCGGCUGGAUGCCAUGAGCAAUGAUGGAAGCAAUAGUCCUGAAAUUCCUUUGAAUCCAAUGCUAGCCUUUGAAGAUAAGGGGACUCUUUUGCCUCAGGUAGAUAGUGUUCAAACACAUCAAACAGCAGAAGUGAUCUGAUUGUUUCUUCUGAAGAACCAAAGGUGAUAUGAGUAUCUCUGCAGCCAGUGGAGUUUCCUCCAUGCUAUGAAGGAGUGGUUGUUUUUUUUUCUCUCCAGUUUUUUAAAAGAUUUCUUGAAUAUCUUUUUUUGGAAGGACUUUAGUAAAACCAGCAGAAAAAAUGAUGGGAAUAGACUCGGAUCACCUCUUUAAUAGCUUUCAUCACUAGAAAAAUCAUGCUUCACGUGCGUUACUUAAUAUGGCUUUUUCCAACAAGCUUUUUCUUUAGUAAAUGGAUAUUUCUGCAUUCCUUAAGACACAAAACACUGGAAUCUGAAAGCAAUGGGCUGAUUUGGGUGGUGGGACUGAUCCUUUUUUUAAAAAGGUGGGUGUUGGUUUAAAAGGCAUAAUUGUAAAAUUGGCAAAGAAUCCUUUACACUUUGUGGUUCUAAUACUUGAAAAAUAAAUACCUCAUUGCUCUACAAGUAGAGUUAAUGGGGUGUUUCAUUUAAACCUGUUGGUUUAAAUAUUAUUGCAGAGAACUCUAAUUAUGGGGGCAAAGUAUAGGCUUCUGUAUCAGGUUCUUGUAAAUGUAAUUCCUACAGGGACAUUCUGUAAAUUGAGACGUCACUAUGAUCUUCUCACAUUUUCUCUAAAACACAAGACAAGGCAGGUUUUAAAAUGUGAAAAUUUGAAAGCAUUAUUUUUUCAUGGACAAGAGGAAAACCUAUUGUUCUCCUAGAUGAUGUAUUUAUGAAUUUUGUUCAGUACAGAAAUAAAUUGUUUAAUUGAAUAAAUUAGAAAAAUGUGGUAAAAUGA
Messenger RNA from Falco peregrinus (peregrine falcon), 3591 nucleotides. It is a transcript of the gene MAP7, whose product is annotated as microtubule associated protein 7. The transcript has 20 exons. Gene Ontology annotation, cellular component: microtubule cytoskeleton. Bases 16 to 2793 code for a protein of 925 amino acids. Gene Ontology annotation, biological process: microtubule cytoskeleton organization. The record is from RefSeq and is a predicted model, not a curated record. NCBI's taxonomy places the organism in Eukaryota, Metazoa, Chordata, Aves, Falconiformes, Falconidae.